AUGUCAACGAGAUCAUCCAUUCGUAGUCGAACAACAUCUCAUCCAACUCACUCGCAUUCACAUACUUCUGUAACAUCACUACCUUUACAACGCACUUCGUCUAAACCUGGAUCAUCAAGACCUGGCACACCAUCUCGUGGUGAUAUACCGACUAGUUCACGUAAACCCUCCUCAUCAUCAAAUCCUAUAAUACCAAACAAAUCACAAUCUCCCAUACUCCACUCAUCUCCUUUACCCACACCCAUGUCUGAACAACCGUCUACUCCAACACCACGCAAGACACGUCGGACGCCAAGAAGGGGUAACAAAGCUUCUAAUUCGAGAAAUGUACCGAAUGGUAGUGACCGUGCACCUGGACCUGAGCAGGGAUCAGGCUUACAUCUAGAUCAUGACGGUGAACAAGAACCUUCAUCAGAAGACGAAGUAAUGCUUUUUGACUUACUAGGAGUUUCUUCUCCUCAACCUAAAGCUUCUUCUCCAAGAAAAGGUGUCUUGAACCUCUCCAAAGAGGAUAUGGACAAUGCGCUAGGGAAAAAACCGAAAUCCCGUAAAUCAAAGAAGGAUAUCAUUGCCGACAAUGAAGGUGAUAUAACACGACAACCAAAUAUAAAUGGUUCACCUGCACCUAGUAAGAAAGGAGGAAGGAAUGUCAGGCAGAAGCAGGGGCAAAAUGGUGAUGAGAAGGCAGCGAACUCAGAAGGUGACCUACCUCAAGAAAGUAAGGGUAGGAAAGGCAGAAACGGGUUGAAAUCGGUCUCCAUGAUCAAUAGAGGCGAUAAUCUAGAGUCGGACAAUGAUGGAGAUUUGCUAUUCAAACCUAAACCUAAACAAUCCGGAUUAGGCGCUACUAAACCUAGAAAUGUCACGAAAUUUCAGUCCUCUUCCCAGAUCCCUUUGGUAGAGAGCGAUUCUCUCGAUUCUUUCGACACAUCAUCAUUGAGCCAAUCCCUUCCUGCAGGUGGUCUCAAUCUACCUCCAGCUACGAAGAAUCUCAAGCAAAAGAAAACUGGUAAGAAAGCUGGGAGUGAUGAUGAAAGUGCCGUCUGGGAUAUGCCCCCUGUGGCAGGAGGACAAGAAUUGACGUGGCAACAAAAACUGCAAGGAUCGGCCCCACCUUCAAGCGAGUCAUCACCUAGGAAGAGUAGUAAAUCUACUCCAUCGGAUAAGAAGAAAUCAAAUCGAUGUGUACCAUUUCAACAACAACAACAACAAUCUGUUUUACCAGCUGUCUCUUCACCACUGGUUCCUAGGCCGGUACACAACAGACGUGCAUCGGCAGAUGGAGUUCCCACAGCAACCAUCGGUCCUACAGGGAAUAGCGGAAAUGGGAGACUCAUAUCAGCGUUCGAUGGACAUAUCCCUUUCCAUACGGGGUAUAACGUUCAUCGAGCUCCUCAAACUCCGGCUAAAGGAGUCGCAAGUGCAAAUGGAAACAUGUCAACUAGUUUACUCCCUAUAGUAGGAUCAGGCGAAUUUCCCCGACUCCAAGGCCAAAGUCAAGGCGAAAGAAAGGGUAGUAUUACGGGAAGCGGAACUGGACCCGCACCUGGAUCAGCACCACCAAACUUGAAUGCGAAAUAUGCUGGACCAACAUUUCACAAUUCACCUAAUGCUGCUACUUUAUCCAAACCGGAUUUGGACGAUUUCUAG
This is a messenger RNA of Kwoniella shivajii, 1650 nucleotides long. RefSeq lists its product as uncharacterized. Bases 1 to 1650 code for a protein of 549 amino acids. The transcript has 2 exons. NCBI's taxonomy places the organism in Eukaryota, Fungi, Basidiomycota, Tremellomycetes, Tremellales, Cryptococcaceae. The record is from RefSeq and is a predicted model, not a curated record.